This is a messenger RNA of Chlorocebus sabaeus (green monkey), 9874 nucleotides long. RefSeq names its product centriolin (gene CNTRL). NCBI's taxonomy places the organism in Eukaryota, Metazoa, Chordata, Mammalia, Primates, Cercopithecidae. The record is from RefSeq and is a predicted model, not a curated record. Gene Ontology annotation, molecular function: protein binding.
AACCGGCACAACACAACAAAAUGGCCGUCGCGCCGCUGCGCGCCUGAGGAAAGAGCCCCAACGUCUUCCGCUCCGCCUCAGCCUGCGGGACUGCUCGGCUCGGCUCCUAGGCAGUGAGCGUCAGACCUGGUCGAGCCCGUUCUCCGGCGUCCAACCCGAGCGAGACAGAGACUCCGUAUGCUGCCCAGGCUGGAGUGCAGUGGCCAGUCACAAGGUUGAUCAUAGCACAUUGUAGCCUGGAGCUCCUGGGAUCAAGCAAUCCUCCUGCCUCAUCCUCUGGAGCAACUGGGACUGCAAGUAUACACACUGUGCCUGACGAAAUAUCACAAUAUUUGGUACAUGGUUUUGAUGAACACCUGGCUUUAUUUUUGCAAUGAAGAAAGGUUCUCAACAAAAAAUAUUCUGCAAAGCAAAGAUGCCAUCGUCAUCUCACUCUCCUAUCCCAUCAUCUAUGUCCAAUCUGAGAUCUAGGUCACUUUCACCUUUGAUUGGAUCAGAGACUCUACCUUUUCAUUCUGGAGGACAGUGGUGUGAGCAAGUUGAGAUUGCAGAUGAAAACAAUAUGCUUUUGGACUACCAAGACCAUAAAGGAGCUGAUUCACAUGCAGGAGUUCGAUAUAUUACAGAGGCCCUCAUUAAAAAACUUACUAAACAGGACAAUUUGGCCUUGAUAAAGUCUCUGAACCUUUCUCUUUCUAAAGAUGGUGGCAAGAAAUUUAAGUAUAUCGAGAAUUUGGAAAAAUGUAUUAAACUUGAAGUACUGAAUCUCAGCUAUAAUCUAAUAGAGAAGAUUGAAAAGUUGGACAAGCUGUUAAAAUUACGUGAACUCAACUUAUCCUAUAACAAAAUCAGCAAAAUUGAAGGCAUAGAAAAUAUGUGUAAUCUGCAAAAGCUUAACCUUGCAGGAAAUGAAAUUGAGCAUAUUCCAGUAUGGUUAGGGAAGAAGUUAAAAUCUUUGCGAGUCCUCAAUUUGAAAGGCAACAAGAUAUCAUCGCUCCAAGAUAUAAGCAAGUUGAAACCGCUUCAAGAUUUGAUUUCUCUGAUCCUAGUUGAAAAUCCAGUUGUGACCCUUCCUCAUUACCUCCAGUUUACCAUUUUCCACCUCCGCUCACUGGAAAGUUUGGAAGGUCAGCCAGUAACCACUCAGGAUAGACAGGAGGCUUUUGAGAGAUUCAGUUUAGAAGAAGUAGAAAGACUGGAAAGAGACCUAGAAAAAAAGAUGAUAGAAACUGAAGAGCUUAAGAGCAAACAAACAAGGUUUCUUGAGGAAAUUAAAAAUCAAGAUAAAUUGAACAAAUCAUUGAAAGAGGAGGCCAUGUUACAGAAACAGAGCUGUGAGGAACUCAAGAGUGACUUAAACACAAAAAAUGAAUUGCUAAAACAGAAGACCAUAGAACUAACACGAGCAUGUCAGAAGCAAUAUGAGCUGGAACAGGAAUUGGCCUUUUAUAAAAUUGAUGCUAAAUUUGAGCCACUAAAUUAUUAUCCAUCAGAGUAUGCUGAAAUUGAUAAAGCCCCAGAUGAAAGCCCUUACAUUGGCAAAUCCAGAUACAAGAGAAAUAUGUUUGCCACAGAGAGUUAUAUUAUUGAUAAUGCUCAGGCAAUACAGAUCAAGAAGAUGGAGCCAGAUGAACAACUUAGAAAUGAUCACGUGAACUUGAGAGGCCACGCACCGCUGGACAGGCAACUGGAAGACAAAGAAAAAAAAAUAAGUGCAGCACAAACUCGACUAUCAGAACUGCAUGACGAAAUAGAAAAGGCAGAACAACAAAUUUUGAGAGCUACUGAAGAAUUUAAACAACUGGAAGAAGCUGUACAACUAAAAAAAAUUUCAGAAGCAGGGAAGGACCUUCUUUACAAGGAGUUGAGUGGUAGACUACAACUUGUAAAUAAAUUACGCCAGGAAACUCUGGAUCUAGAACUGCAGAUGGAAAAGCAAAAGCAGGAAAUUGCCGAAAAGCAGAAGGAGAUUAAGGACCUGCAAAUAGCCAUAGAUAGCCUGGAUUCCAAAGACCCAAAACAUUCCCAUAUGAAGGCUCAAAAGAGGGGUAAAGAACAACAGCUUGACAUUAUGAACAAGCAGUACAAACAACUUGAAAGUCGUUUGGAUGAGAUACUUUCUAGAAUUGCUAAGGAAACGGAAGAGAUUAAGGACCUUGAACAACAACUUACUGAAGGCCAGAUAGCAGCAAACGAAGCCCUGAAGAAGGAUUUAGAAGGUGUCAUCAGUGGGUUGCAAGAAUACCUGGGGACCAUUAAAGGCCAGGCAACUCAGGCCCAGAAUGAGUGCAGAAAGCUGCAGGAUGAGAAAGAGACGUUGUUGCAGAGAUUGACAGAAGUCGAGCAGGAGAGAGACCAACUGGAAAUAGUUGCCAUGGAUGCAGAAAAUAUGAGGAAGGAGCUUGCAGAGCUGGAAAGUGCCCUCCAGGAGCAGCAUGAGGUGAAUGCAUCUUUGCAGCAGACCCAGGGAGAUCUCAGUGCCUAUGAAGCUGAGCUAGAGGCUCGGCUAAACCUAAGGGAUACUGAAGCCAACCAGCUCAAGGAAGAGUUGGAAAAAGUAACAAGACUAACCCAGUUAGAACAAUCAGCCCUUCAAGCAGAACUUGAGAAGGAAAGGCAAGCCCUCAAGAAUGCCCUUGGAAAAGCCCAGUUCUCAGAAGAAAAGGAGCAAGAGAACAGUGAGCUCCAUGCAAAACUUAAACACCUGCAGGAUGACAAUAAUCUGUUAAAACAGCAACUUAAAGAUUUCCAGAAUCACCUUAACCAUGUGGUUGAUGGUUUGGUUCGUCCAGAAGAAGUGGCAGCUCGUGUGGAUGAGCUAAGAAGAAAACUGAAAUUAGGAUCUGGGGAAAUGAACAUCCAUAGUCCUUCAGAUGUCUUAGGGAAAAGUCUUGCUGAUUUACAGAAACAAUUCAGUGAAAUUCUUGCACACUCCCAGUGGGAAAGAGAUGAAGCACAAGUUAGAGAAAGAAAACUCCAAGAAGAAAUGGCUCUGCAGCAAGAGAAACUGGCAACUGGACAAGAAGAGUUCAGGCAGGCCUGUGAGAGAGCCCUGGAAGCAAGAAUUAAUUUUGAUAAGAGACAACAUGAAGCGAGAAUCCAGCAACUGGAGAAUGAAAUUCACUAUUUGCAAGAAAAUCUAAAAAGUAUGGAGGAAAUCCAAGGCCUUACAGAUCUCCAACUUCAGGAAGCUGAUGAAGAGAAGGAGAGAAUUCUGGCCCAACUCCGAGAGUUAGAGAAAAAGAAGAAACUUGAAGAUGCCAAAUCUCAGGAGCAAUUUUUUGGUUUAGAUAAAGAACUGAAAAAACUGAAGAAAGCCGUGGCCACCUCUGAUAAGCUAGCCACAGCUGAGCUCACCAUUGCCAAAGACCAGCUGAAAUCCCUUCAUGGAACUGUUAUGAAAAUUAACCAGGAGCGAGCAGAGGAGUUGCAGGAAGCAGAGAGGUUCAGCAGAAAGGCAGCACAAGCAGCCAGGGAUCUGACCCGAGCAGAAGCUGAGAUCGAACUCCUGCAGAAUCUCCUCAGGCAGAAGGAGGAGCAGUUUCGACUUGGGAUGGAGAAAACAGGUGUAGGUACUGGAUCAAACUCACAGGUCCUAGAAAUUGAGAAACUGAAAGAGACAAUGGAACGACAAAGGAUAGAGAUUGCAAGGCUGCAGAAUGUACUAGACCUCACCGGAACUGACAACAAAGGAGGCUUUGAAAAUGUUUUAGAAGAAAUUGCUGAACUUCGACGUGAAGUUUCUUAUCAGAAUGAUUACAUCAGCAGCAUGGCAGAUCCUUUCAAAAGACGAGGCUAUUGGUACUUUAUGCCACCACCACCAUCAUCAAAAGUUUCCAGCCAUAGUUCCCAGGCCACCAAGGACUCUGGUGUUGGCCUUAAGUACACAGCCUCAACUCCUGUUAGAAAACCAUGCCCUGGGCAGCAGGAUGGGAAGGAAGGCAGUGGACCUCCCCCUGCCUCAGGAUACUGGGUUUAUUCUCCCAUCAGGAGUGGGUUACAUAAAUUGUUUCCAAAUAGAGAUGCAGACAGUGGAGGAGAUAGUCAGGAAGAGAGUGAGCUGGAUGACCAAGAAGAACCCCCAUUUGUGCCUCCUCCUGGAUACAUGAUGUAUACUGUGCUUCCUGAUGGUUCUCCUGUACCCCAGGGCAUAGCCCUGUAUGCACCACCUCCUCCCUUGCCAAACAAUAGCCGACCUCUCACCCCUGGCACUGUUGUUUAUGGCCCACCUCCUGCUGGGGCCCCCAUGGUGUAUGGGCCUCCACCCCACAACUUCUCAAUCCCCUUCAUCCCUAUGGGUGUGCUGCAUUGCAACGUCCCUGAACACCAUAACUUAGAGAAUGAAGUUUCUAGAUUGGAAGACAUAAUGCAGCAUUUAAAAUCAAAGCAGCAGGAAGAACGGUGGAUGAGAGCAUCCAAGCGGCAGUCCGAGAAAGAAAUGGAAGAACUGCAUCAUAAUAUUGAUGAUCUUUUGCAAGAGAAGAAAAGCUUAGAGCGUGAAGUAGAAGAAUUACAUAGAACUGUCCAGAAACGUCAACAGCAAAAGGACUUCAUUGAUGGAAAUGUUGAGAGUCUUAUGACUGAAUUAGAAAUAGAAAAAUCACUCAAACAUCAUGAAGAUAUUGUAGAUGAAAUUGAGUGCAUUGAGAAGACUCUUCUGAAACGUCGCUCAGAGCUCAGGGAAGCUGACCGACUCCUGGCAGAGGCUGAGAGUGAACUUUCGUGCACUAAAGAAAAGACAAAAAAUGCUGUCGAAAAGUUCACUGAUGCCAAGAGAAGUUUAUUGCAAACUGAGUCAGAUGCUGAGGAAUUAGAAAGGAGAGCUCAGGAAACUGCCGUUAACCUUGUCAAAGCUCAUCAGCAGCUAAGAUUACUCCAGGCUGAUGCAAAGGAUUUGGAGCAGCACAAAAUCAAGCAAGAAGAAAUCUUGAAAGAAAUAAACAAAAUUGUAGCAGCAGAAGACUCAGACUUCCAAUGUUUAAGCAAGAAGAAGGAAAAACUGACAGAAGAGCUUCAGAAACUGCAAAAAGACGUUGAGAUGGCAGAACGCAGUGAGGAUCACCACCUGCAAGUCCUUAAAGAAUCUGAGACGCUCCUUCAAGCCAAGAGAGCUGAGCUGGAAAAGCUGAAAAGCCAGGUGACAAGUCAGCAGCAGGAGAUGGCUGUCUUGGACAGGCAGUUAGGGCAUAAAAAGGAGGAGCUGCAUCUACUCCAAGGAAGCAUGGUGCAGGCAAAAGCUGACCUCCAGGAAGCUCUGAGACUGGGAGAGACUGAAGUAGCUGAGAAGUGCAAUCACAUUAAGGAAGUAAAAUCUCUUCUGGAAGAACUGAGUUUUCAGAAAGGAGAACUGAACGUUCAGAUUAGUGAAAGAAAAACUCAGCUUACACUUAUAAAGCAGGAAAUUGAAAAAGAGGAAGAAAAUCUUCAGAUUGUUUUAAGACAGAUGUCUAAACAUAAAACUGAACUAAAGAAUAUUCUGGACAUGUUGCAACUUGAAAACAAUGAGCUACAAGGUUUGAAGCUACAACAUGACCAAAAGGUAUCUGAAUUAGAGAAGACUCAGGUGGCAGUGCUAGAGGAGAAACUGGAGUUAGAGAAUUUGCAGCAGAUAGCCCAGCAGCAGAAAGGGGAAAUAGAGUGGCAGAAGCAGCUCCUCGAGAGGAAUAAACAAGAAAUAGAACGAAUGACUGCUGAGUCCCGAGCUUUACAAUCGUGUGUUGAGUGUUUGAGCAAAGAAAAGGAAGAUCUCCAAGAGAAAUGUGACAUUUUGGAAAAAAAGUUGGCACAAACCAAAAGGGUUUUAGCAGCAGCAGAAGAAAAUAGCAAAAUGGAGCAAUCAAACUUAGAAAAGUUGGAAUUGAAUGUCAGAAAACUGCAGCAGGAACUAGACCAACUAAACAGAGACAAGUUGUCACUGCAUAACGACAUUUCAGCAAUACAACAGCAGCUCGAAGAAAAACAAGAAGCAGUAAACUCACUGCAGGAGGAACUAGCUAAUGUCCAAGACCAUUUGAACCUAGCAAAACAGGACCUGCUUCACACCACCAAGCAUCAGGAUGUAUUGCUUAGUGAGCAGACCCGACUCCAAAAGGACAUCAGUGAAUGGGCAAAUAGGUUUGAAGACUGUCAGAAAGAAGAGGAGACAAAACAACAACAACUUCAAGUGCUUCAGAGUGAGAUUGAAGAAAACAAGCUCAAACUAGUCCAACAAGAAAUGAUAUUUCAGAGACUCCAGAAAGAGAGAGAAAGUGAAGAAAACAAAUUAGAAACCAGCAAAGUGACACUGAAGGAGCAACAGCACCAGCUGGAAAAGGAAUUAACAGACCAGAAAAGCAAACUGGACCAAGUGCUCUCAAAGGUGCUGGCGGCUGAAGAGCGUGUUAGGAUUCUGCAGGAAGAGGAGAGGUGGGGUGAGAGCCUGGAGAAGACGCUCUCCCAAACUAAACGGCAGCUUUCAGAAAGGGAGCAGCAAUUGGUGGAGAAGUCAGGUGAGCUGUUGGCCCUCCAGAAAGAGGCAGACUCUAUGAGGGCAGACUUCAGCCUCCUGCGGAACCAGUUCUUGACAGAAAGAAAGAAAGCUGAGAAGCAGGUGGCCAGCCUGAAGGAAGCACUUAAGAUCCAGCGGAGCCAGCUGGAGAAAAACCUUCUUGAGCAAAAACAGGAGAACAGCUGCAUGCAAAAGGAAAUGGCAACAAUUGAACUGGUAGCCCAGGACAACCAUGAGCGGGCCAGGCGCCUGAUGAAGGAGCUCAACCAGAUGCAGUAUGAGUACACGGAGCUCAAGAAACAGAUGGCAAACCAAAAAGAUUUGGAGAGAAGACAAAUGGAAAUCAGUGACGCAAUGAGGACACUUAAAUCUGAGGUAAAGGAUGAAAUCAGAACCAGCCUGAAGAAUCUCAAUCAGUUUCUUCCAGAACUACCAGCAGAUCUAGAAGCUAUUUUGGAAAGAAAUGAACACCUAGAAGGAGAAUUGGAAAGCUUGAAAGAGAACUUUCCAUUUACCAUAAAUGAGGGACCUUUUGAAGAAAAACUGAACUUUUCACAAGUUCACAUAAUGGCCCAACUCCGACACUGUAUGUCCAAGCAAGCAGAAGUAUUAAUUAAAGGAAAGCGGCAGACAGAGGGCACUUUACACAGUUUGAGAAGACAAGUAGAUGCUUUAGGGGAACUGGUCACUAGCACCUCUGCAGAUUCAGCAUCAUCACCCAGUCUGUCUCAGCUGGAGUCUUCCCUCACAGAGGACUCUCAACUUGGACAAAAUCAGGAAAAGAAUGCCUCAGCCAGAUGAGGAAUACUGUCUUGUGUAAAUAUAUUCAAGGAAAGCACCUCCACUACCUCACUGACUUUAUCAUUGGAAUGUCAUUUUUUUUUUUUAAAUCAAGAUCCAGUGAACUAAGAUUCUGAAACUUCAAUGUAGUUUAUUUUGCCUAUACCAUUAAUGCCAAUGUUUUUAUAAAUAACUUGUACAUAGUACAUAUGGGAAUAGUUGCAUAUGGGAAUUUAAACCAUGCGGCUAAGCCUUUUUGUUUGUAUCUUCAUAACUUUUUUUUUUUUUAAUAAAAACCAGUGAUUUUAACUGCAUAUCUGAACCUACAAACUGGUAAAUCUUAUUAACAAAAAGAAUGUACUUGAGGCCCUCUUUAUUUAUAGUGUCGAGUUAUUUUUGAAUUUUGCUUGAAAUCUAUUUUUCAUAUAAAAAUAAAAGAUAACAAUCAACUUGGGUCUGUCCGCUGAUGUUACACUUCACAGGUAAUUCUAUGGAAAAGCUGUCAAGUUUUUACCUUAAUUCCAAGUAAGCAAGCUUUCAGGUGGUUUUCUUUUACCUGGAGGCUGAAAUACGUUAUACUUAUCAAUGAAGGUUUCAUCAUUUGGAAAUACAUCAAUUAUAAAACUAUUAUGCUUCAGAUGCCUUUCCUCAGCCAACAUAUUCUUUGGUGGAGAAUCAGGAAAAUUUUGUACCUUGGAGAGUAUGACCCAGUGAUAAAUUCAAAUUGUGUUGCCUUUAAAAAUUCUGAACUACCAUAAUUAACAGCUCAACUCCAUGAUGUAUAUAUUUCUUUAAAAACUAGAAUAGCAACUGCUCUCACAGUCUGGCAUAAUUAUUCCCAAGGGGGAAAUAUGUAGUAAGUUUUAAAAUAUUCUCGGGAACUGUUUUCUAGAUCACUAGACAGCUUUUGAGUCACAACAGGCAUAUUACCAUGUUACUAUAAUACAGAACAGCACAGUGCAGCAAUCCCUCACCACAAGGUUUUUAUUCCAAAACAGUUAUUUGGCUAGAAGUGGACUGUUAAGAUACGGCAUCAAUGGAGUUACAAUAAAGAUAAUGAAAGUGACAGUUUAUUAAUACACAGUAAUUUCUAGAAGGCAUCUACUUUCAAAACAAAACUUGAUUUCUUUUGUAUUUACAUUUUUUGUUUCAAGUCUUAGCAAAAUGCUAAAAGGCCUGGCCUAGUCACAAUUAUUGACAUCCUUCUGGGACACAAUUUUCUGGGCCUGUGUUGAAUGAGGAUAAAUUUUCUUUUCUCUAAAAUGCCACAUGAACCCUGUACUCCCACAUGAAGAGGAAUGGAAGGUAAUUAUUUGGUCUUUUCUUCUGUUUAAGGGAAUGAACUGAACCACUCAUGUUUUUAAAAUCACACUUAAAACAGCAGACACAUGGGCAAAAAAGUUCCCCAAAACUAUUGUCUUAUGGAAUUUGAGAAGGGAGGUAAUGUAUGAACAUUAACAUCUGGCUUCAAAAGACAUCUUUCCAAAGAAAUUGUACUACCUAUUACGUGUACACCACCAACCAAAAAAAAAAUUACUCCAUCAAACACUUUAUUAUCUAUAAAAAAAAGACUUGAACAUUGUACUGAAACAUCUAUUUAAGCAUAAAUAGUACUUAAGCACCAAUUACUCAUCUGAGGGCCGCCUCACAGGUCUAAGGGCAAUGAGUAACCUCGAGAAGCAGGUGACUGCACAAGCAGUAAGCUAUGGAUUAAAAAUUAAAAGGAUUUCACAUUCUUUCCAAAGUGUACUGCCCAGUGUCUGGCACACACAUGUUACAAUAUGACAGUGUGCUCUAUUUGUGAGCACCCAAGUUUAUUACAGGGGAUUACACAUGCGUAUGAUAGAAUCUGGCUCCCAGUACAGUCAAAGGAGAACAGCAUCAGCCAGCAAAUGUGCUGAUCUUACACUGAAAAUGGUUGACUGAAAACAUUUCAAGGGUGAUGUAAACACAAGAAUAAAACUGUGGCUCUAUUACUUAGUGAUGGGGUUUUAUAUGCUACAUAUGUAGACCUCUCUUUAUACAACGAAUACAGACAGUGCUGCAAUAAAAACUGAUGACACAUCAAAUUGUUCACCUGAAGAAAAUAAACCCUAUUAUAGUUCAGAAAAUAAUGCAACCAAUUUUAAUUUAAUCUAGAUACAGGUACUUUAUUUACAAAUAUUUAGAUUAAUAGCAUUUUGUUACAUCAAAUGAAGAGUACAGCAGUCUGAAUAAAUCCUUCGGUCACAAAAACAAUAAAACCCACUGUAACUAACUUUGGGAGUCAGGGUAUUGCACCUCAACAAGCCGCAGUCUUUCGUUUGUGAUUGCCACCUUAUAUCCCAAUGGGUGGUUUGUUUGUUUUGUUUUUGUAAAUAUACACACACACCAGCAGGUCAUGGUCCCUGGGUGAAUCCCUUGUGAUGCAACAGUGUAAGCAAAAUGGAUCACUGUAAGUCUUUAACAGAACAUACCAAUCUACUCCAGAAAUCCUAUUUUUUAAAAAGUUAAACAAAGACAAAAAUAAAAAUGAAUCCACAAAUUAACCAAAGCCUAUUUUCUGCACAUUCCAGUUUUGGCUUUUAUUUAACAUUGACUAUACAAUACUCUGGUACUACCACAUGU